AUGGAAAAUAAAAUUCAAGGAGAAAACAGCGACAUAUUAGACAUAGAUCUAAUUGAUCAGUCAGAUGCAGGGCUACGUCAACUAGACUUGGAAUGUGAUUCGUGUACUUUCGAUUUCACGCAGAAAUCAUGGAGUGCAGAUAUGGCUUUAACUGUUGAAGGAACAAAAUUGUAUGUCGCGAAAAAUAUUUUGGCACUUGCAUCACCAGUAUUUUUCAGGAUGUUUCAGUCAAGAUUCGAGGAAAGUACUAAAAACGAGGUGGAGCUGCCUGGAAAAAGUAUGAAUGACGUCAUUGAAUUCCUACGCUGCAUAUAUCCAAAUAGUCUGUCACAGGUGUCUUGCGAGACCGCGUUAAAGAUCUUACCGUUGGUUGAAGAAUACCAGGUUAUGCACGUUAAAGCAAGAUGCGAGAAAGCUAUGCUCGAAAGUGUUGACGAAUUGUCCAGCCCACCUGCAGAAACAUUGUGUCAGCUUUUGAAGGAAGCAUGUUUAUAUAAUUUGAAAGACCUUCGUGACAGAUGUGUGAAACUUGCGUCAAAGAAGUCACAAGAAGAACUUGAGAUUGCUUACAGGUUGUAUCCUCUACCAGCAGACGCUCAGAAUGAAAUACUUGUCAAGGUUAAUGCUAAUUUGUGA
Messenger RNA from Mercenaria mercenaria, 636 nucleotides. RefSeq names its product BTB and MATH domain-containing protein 38-like. The coding region runs from base 1 to 636 and encodes 211 amino acids. Gene Ontology annotation, molecular function: protein binding. The transcript has a single exon. The record is from RefSeq and is a predicted model, not a curated record. NCBI's taxonomy places the organism in Eukaryota, Metazoa, Mollusca, Bivalvia, Venerida, Veneridae.